UUGGAAUUGGAAAAACAAACGUUCCGCGGCGGUCAGUCUUCUGUCAAAUUUCUUAUUAGUCAGUUGUCGGUUGUUGAUUUUUCCUUGGCGUUGCAGCUCCGCCAGUCGUAAACAGAAUUUCCACCAAAACAUAGCGUGUGGUCCAAGUAGAUAGCUCCCCGGAUAGAAAGAGCAUCCAUCGUGUAAAGUGAUUGAUAUAAUUUACCUACAAAUCACGUAGAAUUUAUGCUUUUCCUCAAGUGAAGAAGUGAAAUUUCACUUUGCAUGUGGUGUAGUGAAGAAGCGCCACACGUGAGUGUGUGUAUGUGCAAGAAAUUUCGAGUGAAUCCUAUUUAGCAAAUAAAGAAAUUUAAGUGCAAUUUUGUGUUUUUCUACGGUUAUAAGUGAUUUGUGAUUUAUGUUGAGUGUUUAGUGUGUUGAUGGGGUUUCAUAUUAAAUUGUUGCGUCGAGCAAUUGGAAAUUGAAAUCAAAACAAUCCCCUCCGCAGGUGGUGGUGGGCAGUCACAGAUGAUAGUUGAUUUUCGGAGUGGGCGAAUUGCAGUUUGUGCAUUCAAGGUGCCGGCGCAAAACAUUGUUUUUGCAACGAGUGUGACUUAUUUUAAGAGGCGUACCUCACAGAAAGUUUGGAAAAUUUCGCGAAGAGAUAUGUAAACAAUUUGAGUGAUGAUGGAAAAUAUUACCGAAAGUUGGACCUACUAUAUGUACGUGCUGCUGACACUGGUUCCAGUCUAUUUGGCAUUUCAAUUAAUUAAGUUUUUCGGCUGGGAAUUGUUUGUCAACAACUGACACAAACUACAUACAACAACAACAACAAUAACAAUAACAAAUAUAAGUGAAAAAAUAAAGUGUAUUCUAGCCGUGCCUAACUGCUGGUGGAAGCUGAUAAAGCACAAAUAAGCUCCAGUCUAACAAAAAAUAAAUGAAUGACUCUAAUAACACCUAAAGGAUAAGACGUACAACUUACGGUGAAUAGGUGAGGAUCGAGUAAUAGCUCACCGUCAACAAUAAAAAUAAUAAAUAUAAAUCAUUUACGGCAUUUAGCGUGUCAAAAGAAAAGAGAAAACAAAAAAGCCGAGCCGAGCAAAAAAAAGAGAGCAAAGUCAAUGUCUUGCGCUCAACCAAAGCAGUGAGUGCAAGAAACGCUUGGCAAGCAGCGUGGCAGAAAGAAAGCGAAGUCGAUAGAAAAAAAAA
Molecule: messenger RNA, 1191 nt
Organism: Bactrocera tryoni
Lineage: Eukaryota; Metazoa; Arthropoda; Insecta; Diptera; Tephritidae
Exons: 3
Coding region: 664-786 (40 amino acids)
Source: RefSeq, a predicted model, not a curated record